Molecule: messenger RNA, 759 nt
Organism: Coniophora puteana RWD-64-598 SS2
Lineage: Eukaryota; Fungi; Basidiomycota; Agaricomycetes; Boletales; Coniophoraceae
Product: kinase-like protein
Exons: 2
Biological process (GO): signal transduction; peptidyl-serine phosphorylation; endocytosis
Cellular component (GO): cytoplasm; nucleus
Molecular function (GO): protein serine/threonine kinase activity; ATP binding
Source: RefSeq, a predicted model, not a curated record
CAAAGUGUCGAUGUCAAACUCGUUAAAGCAAGCCGAGAGGCGGGUACUCUACAGCAUGAAUAUGAGGUCCUUCAGCAGCUUGGCGGUGUCAACGGAGUACCUCGCGCCCACUGGUUUGGACCAGAGUAUCCUUAUGAUGCUCUCGUCCUCGACCCACUUGGACCAACCUUGGAGGAUGUGUUUGCCGCCAGUGGGCGGAAACUUUCGCUGGGAACAAUAGUUGACAUUGCACGGCGACUGAUCACCUGUUUGGAGGACGUUCACUUGCACCAGUAUCUUCAUCGCAACAUAUCCCCUUCAAGUAUCUUCCUUGGAGAUCAGCAGUCUGGCAAUAUCUAUCUGUCAGAAUUCAUGCUUGCGCACAGAUUUCGAGAUACCUUCAUGCACCGCCAUCUUUCAAUCCCUUCCUCUGAAACCCUGACAUACUCUGCAGACUUCGCGUCGAUCGACUGUCAUCUUGGGGCUCCCGUAGGCCGUUGUGAUGAUCUGGAGUCGCUAGCUUAUGUCUUCCUCUACCUGUCGACAGGUUCUCUGCCGUGGCGACACCCAAACCAAACCAACGAUGUCAUUCUUCACGGCAAGCAGGCCACCUUAGCAAACAUGAACGAUUCCCUCCAGUCAUCGCCUACUGAGUUUUUGAAUAUACUCUCAUACGCCCGUUCCCUCUCAUUUACCGACAAACCUGACUAUCCCUAUAUACACUCACUUUUACAUGACCUAGACUCGAGGUUGACCAGCGAGGAAACUGCCCCAUUCAAU